UCUAUCACGGCCUGUUACGCCACACGAUCUCUUGGGUUGGUGAGCAGAGUUGGACCGGUUGUUGACCAUUUAGUUGACAGUUGAUACCCUCAGAAAGCUAAACUGACGUUUGCCAUUGGACACAACUCAACAAAGUCAACAUUUCAAGCGCCAUGACAGACUCGGGUGAUAUCGCGGCCUGGGCAGCACUUGCCGCGGCACUGCUGGCCCUCGUCGUCGCCCUCGCCCAGGCGACCCAGCAGUAUGUCGCCACGGCCCAGAACAUGCGCAAGUGUGAAAAGUCAGUUUGGGGUCCAAUGCCCGGACACGCCGGACGCCGGGUGUGGGUGUGGCACCAACUCCGGUUCCGCAUCGUCUUCGACAUGCCCAACAUCUUCCUCCCGACCGAGUACUGGGAGACUCCCGGGAACGCUCGCCAGUUCCCUCCGCACCGGAUAACUACCCUCCCGGCGCCAUUCGACCGCCCGUCCCCAACCAAGGGGAACGAGAUCGACCUCGAGGGGAGCGGAGGCGCCGUCUUCCAGAACCGUUCCGAGGCAUGCUGGGUCGCGUUCGCGAGGCAGCUGAGCCGGGUGUGCCCCACGGCGGUGCGCGUCGGACUCAUGAUGGGCGACGUGGACCGGCUGCCGGCAGACCUCCCCGUGGUGCCGAUGCAGGUCAGUCUCCGGGACGUCAUUGCGUUGGGGCUGAUGACGGGAAUGUCCCUCCAGGCGGCCGGCGGGGACUUCAUCGAGAUGAGCGGGCCGUCAGGCUUCAUCAAGAGCAGCGACCACCCGCUCCUCGGCCGUCUACUUCAUUUCACCGCAUUUUCGGCUGACCUCCGAUCGACACUGCUGAAGGGAGACAUCAACAAGUCUUGGCUACGGCGGAUGGAGGGCAUCGCGUCUGUGGCCAACCAGCCCUUUGACAAAGCCAAGAGACGCUACUACGAGGUCAUCGGCAUGAGAUGGCGUACGCAUUCCACCCAGUUGCCCUACAAACCAGAGACGGACUCCGAGAACGAGGCCCCCGAGGAGGAGAAGAUAUUGCUGCCGUUCAUCGACCUUAAAGGGGUGGAACAUAAGAUACCAGCGGACAAGUGUGAGAGCUGGGAUGCCCUGUUGCAAACUUUGGAAAGUGAAAGCGUAGCGAAACCUCCCUUCAUAAUCAGAGGCGUAGACAACAAGGCCGUUGCGCCAAAGUCUUGGAGGACGCUACACAGGGUGAUUUGCAAGGGGGAUCUAAAACCCACCUUCAAGAUCACCCAGGGAGAAUACAUCUUGCCGCGGCCGGAGGCGCCUGGCGCACCCGUUACCCCUGAAACUAAGCCUUCCGAUAAUGCCCGAGAUGCUGCCACAAAAGACACCGCCAACGGGGAGACGGAUGGCGGUAAUGACAUAGAGUUGAAAGAAACCCCAACGGAAAUGCCCAAUGAGCCGGCAGGAGGUGUUGCUCAGGGAACCAAACGAAGUCGGCCUAGGAAGGCCCCCCUUGCGUUAACAUUGGUGGCACACAACAAAGAAGACCCUAUCGAGAGCGCUCCAGCUCCACCCCGACGUGGAAAUCAAGCUAGACUUUUUUCUUUUCUUUCAGCCGGACCUGGACCUCGACCCCAACCCCGGGCAGCUUCCGUAACCUCCAUGUCCUAUUACUCCGGCGACUCCUCUGACGACGAGGACGACGACUACCUCCACGGACCCACACGCUACGCACGCCGCGUCGCCUACGACUCAGAAGAGUACUGGCGCGGGCGCAUGAGCCAAGCCUACGUCUCCUCCAGCACGCGCUACUGCACCCCGAGCCCCCCAGUCCUCCCCUUCUUCUGGGCCUCCCAAAUCGACAUCGAGCUCGGCUACUGGGCCACCCCCUGGGCGCGGGGACUGUACACCUCCUGCCUGAACGCCCUCCCCAUGAUGGUCGACGUCGCCCUGAUCGGCCUGUCCUACACCCUCGCAUCCGCCAACAUCACUUCAGCCACCACCACCACCACCACCAACAACACUACCACCACCACCCCCAAGGCGAAAGCAAAACAACCCCGCUCCACCAUCCUCAAAAACGAAGUCAUCUACACGUCCUUCCCCGACCAAGGCGUCUUCCGCCUCGACGACCUCUGGCAACGCCUACGCGCAGGCGAGCACACCUGGCCGCCGUACGCCAUCAACGCGCGCGGCGGCGUGACCGGGCUCGAGCCCACCACACUAACCAAAUUCGCAGCCUUUGGCGAGAAUGCCCCCCUCCCGCCGCUGGCGCUGCUGCAGUCGGUGCACGACGCGGCGCACAGCCCCGACAAGGGGGGUGUAUCAAAACCGCUGCUCGCGCGGGACCGGCUGGUGGAGCUGGCGUCGCUGGACCUGUGGCUGUCGUGCGCGGCGGACACGCCGGCGCUGGCGGAGGGGGAGGGGAACUUGGUGAGCAACGCGCCGGCGGUGGUGGAGGAGCUGUGGCUGGACCUUGGGAGCGAUAUCAUGCGCACGCGGGAGGAGCGGUGGAGUCGGGACGGGGGCGAUUAUGCGGUGCGGCAGCUGGCGAAAAGGAUGACGGCAUGGAUUGAGAGGGUGGUGCGCUCGCCGGCGGAGCGGUAUUUUGUGUGGGUGGCGUUUCUGCGUGCGGUGAAGGUGAUGGAGUGCGUGCAGGAUGGGCCGAGUACGUAUGAGGCGUUGGGGAUGUUUAAGAAUGAUAUAUUGGUCUACCUUGUGUAGGUGGUAGAUAGGCUCAGCAAAGUUUAAGAAUUAGAGGGCAUGUCAAUUACAAAAGCAGUAUUAUGGACGGCGGAUG
This is a messenger RNA of Chaetomium fimeti, 2757 nucleotides long. RefSeq lists its product as uncharacterized. The transcript is spliced from 3 exons. NCBI's taxonomy places the organism in Eukaryota, Fungi, Ascomycota, Sordariomycetes, Sordariales, Chaetomiaceae. The record is from RefSeq and is a predicted model, not a curated record. The coding region runs from base 153 to 2681 and encodes 842 amino acids.